AUGUUUCUACCAAGCCUGCUUUUGCUGCGACAUUCCACGCUCAUUCAUUACGUUGGGGUCGUCGGGGACGAGUCUACACCUUCGAAUAUCCGCGACCGUGGUAUGGUCUCAGUCCGAACAGGAAUAGCAACGUCAGGUCUAAACAACAACGAUUCCUAUGCGACUGGUAUUCUUUUAACCUCGAGGGCCAGUCCUAGACAUUGCCUUCGAUCCGGCAAUGUCUAUGCAAUGACUUUCAGGCUUAUAGCGUCGAACACAUCGUCGAUUGACCAUUUGCAUUUUAAUCCUAAACACGUUAUUGACCUCGGCGUUUCUUCCGUUUCGAAACUGGCGAACUUGAGGAAGACAAUGGACAAGGUAUCCAUCACAGCUCAUGGACACGUUAACAGUCGGAUGAGCAUCCUAGAAGUUGGAUCUAUCGUGCCUACUGUCGUGAUAACAAUCACGUCUGUUGACAAGGAUCCCACUACCUUGAGUCCGGUAGUGUGGUCAACUAAGCAUUAUAUUAAGGGUCAAGUUCAAGAAACCAUUUCCAUCAACAAAUGCCACGAAGGAGCAGAGAUUAUAGUCCAUGGUGUCAUUAAGGACUAUGACGAGACCGAGGAAAUGUGGGCCAGCGAAGUUGAUUCUAUUAGUAUCAUCAAAGGAUCGGAUAUCCCAAUGGAACGCAAGAUUCUACACACGGUCCAGCCCGUGAAUACGCCAUCGAGUACUGUGUCAGUGGAUAGUGUUGGUAGUGGUCUUGCUGACUACAGUGGCAUGGUUUUAUCUUACGAUGGUGCAGACAUCGAUCUAGGUCAGGCCUUGCGGGAGCUAUUUAGCGAUAACCAUCCAUCUACACCUACUCUUAGCGAGCGGAAGAGAGGCAGGGAUGAGGCGCAGAUGUGA
Messenger RNA from Melampsora larici-populina 98AG31, 888 nucleotides. RefSeq lists its product as uncharacterized. NCBI's taxonomy places the organism in Eukaryota, Fungi, Basidiomycota, Pucciniomycetes, Pucciniales, Melampsoraceae. The record is from RefSeq and is a predicted model, not a curated record. Bases 1 to 888 code for a protein of 295 amino acids. The transcript is spliced from 4 exons.